CUCUGUCACCUCAUUCUUCUCACACACUAAUUCGUACUCAAUAGCUUCCUUUUCAGCACUUUCACUGUAGUAUACUUUCUGAACCUCUGAGAAUGACUUCUUCCUCUUCCGCACUCGUUCUUCUGCUCGCGGCGAUUUUCGUCUUCUCCGCCGUCGCACAAUCUCCGGCUUCGUCUCCUGAGUCCCCUGCUACUCCACCGAAAGCCGCCACUCCCUCGCCUUCUUCGUCCAAGUCUCCACCCGCUGUUUCUCCGACACCUUCACCUUCCGGCGGAAUCUCUCCGCCAUCUCCUCCUUCUUCAGUACCGGCGUCUUCUCCGUCAUCGAUCUCUUCCCCUCCGUCCGAUGCUCCCGCACCGUCCGAGAAUGCCGCCGUCUCGAAUGGAUUCGCCGCCGCCGGAUCUGUCGUAGUCGGUCUCGUCGCCGCCGCCUCAUUGAUCAUGUGAACCGCCGCAUAGGCUUAUAUAGAAAAUUUAUUAUCUCCUAAUAAAUUAUUCUCCUUACUUUUGAGUUUGUUAUAGUUAUUAUUUAUUUUUUCAUUUAAAGUUUGUAUAAGACGCUUAGUAGUAUAUCAUUUUAGCUCUACUUUUAUUCGCCUAAUAAAUUUAUUAUUUAAUUCACCUUAUUACUUUUACAUUGAAUUCGUAAUGGUAUUCGCUAUUUGCCUGUUUGUUCA
Molecule: messenger RNA, 676 nt
Organism: Glycine soja
Lineage: Eukaryota; Viridiplantae; Streptophyta; Magnoliopsida; Fabales; Fabaceae
Product: classical arabinogalactan protein 1-like
Exons: 1
Coding region: 93-446 (117 amino acids)
Source: RefSeq, a predicted model, not a curated record